Molecule: messenger RNA, 1237 nt
Organism: Panicum hallii
Lineage: Eukaryota; Viridiplantae; Streptophyta; Magnoliopsida; Poales; Poaceae
Product: gibberellin 2-beta-dioxygenase 6-like
Exons: 3
Coding region: 122-1183 (353 amino acids)
Molecular function (GO): dioxygenase activity
Source: RefSeq, a predicted model, not a curated record
CAGCAAGCUAGUAGUGUGCUAACAGCUUACGUGACACGACUAGUAGAGAGUCUUAGCACACACACGAUCGACGACCUUAGGUGCUCUACGUAGCGGGCUCUCGAUCGGACCGACCAUCGCCAUGCCGGCCUUCGCGGAGAGCGGCGGCGGCGGCGCCGAGCCGCCCCUGGUCGAGAGCUACCUCGACCUGCUCCGCCGCGGCGGCAUUGCGCCGGCCGAGGGCCGCGCGGCCGCCGCCGUGGAGGAGCGCGAGCUGCCCCUGAUCGACCUCGAGUGCCUGAUGACGGCGACGGGCGACGAGGCGAGGAGGGCGGCGUGCGCGGGCGCCAUGGCGCGGGCGGCCUCGGAGUGGGGCUUCUUCCAGGUGACCAACCACGGCGUGGGCGGCGCGCUCCUGGAGCGGCUGCGGGCGGAGCAGGCGCGGCUGUUCCGGCUGCCGUUCGAGACCAAGUCCCGCGCCGGCCUCCUCAACGGCUCCUACCGGUGGGGCGCCCCCACGGCCACGUCGCUCCGGCACCUCUCGUGGUCGGAGGCCUUCCACGUCCCGCUCGCCAGCAUCUCCGGGAGCGCCUGCGACUUCGGCGAGCUCGGCUCCCUGAGGGGCGUGAUGCAGGAGGUGGCGGACGCGAUGUCGCGGGUGGCCAAGGCCGUGGCGGUGGCGCUGGCGGGCAGCCUGAUGCAGGCGGCGGAGGAGGCGGAGGCGUUCCCGGCGGGGUGCGACGAGACGACGUGCUUCCUGCGGCUGAACCGGUACCCGGCGUGCCCGUUCGCGCCGGACACCUUCGGGCUGGUGCCCCACACGGACAGCGACUUCCUCACCGUGCUGUGCCAGGACCAGGUCGGGGGCCUGCAGCUCAUGAAGGACGCCCGCUGGGUGGCCGUCAAGCCCCACCCGGACGCGCUCAUCGUCAACAUCGGCGAUCUGUUUCAGGCGUGGAGCAACAACCGGUACAAGAGCGUGGAGCACAAGGUGGUGGCCAACGCCAAGGCGGAGCGCUUCUCCGCCGCCUACUUCCUCUGCCCGUCCUACCACGCGCCCGUCGGCACGUGCGGCGAGCCGUCGCCCUACAGGACCUUCACCUUCGGGGAGUACAGGAGGAAGGUGCAGGAGGACGUCAAGAGGACCGGCAGAAAGAUUGGGCUCCCGAACUUCCUCAAGCAACAGCCGCCGCAGCCCCAGUGACGGCCCGGAAACCAGAUCGAGAGCGCACGCAUCGUCUUGUUCCUUCGGCUCACC